This is a messenger RNA of Protopolystoma xenopodis, 1764 nucleotides long. Lineage: Eukaryota; Metazoa; Platyhelminthes; Monogenea; Polystomatidea; Polystomatidae. The record is from the annotation of a GenBank genome assembly.
AUGAGAAUUCACUGUUUAGAAAACGUUGACAAAUCUUUGAACUUUUUGGCGCAACAUAAAUUUCAUCUUGAAAACAUUGGUGCCCAUGACAUAGUUGAUGGAAACCCAAGAAUUAUAUUAGGGCUUCUCUGGAUCUUGAUUUUACGUUUUCAAAUUGAUGAUAUUACUAUUCUUGAACGUGUUGAUGGUGCGGGUCCAAGACAAAGAGAAACUCGUCGUUUUUCUAGAGAUGCCCUUCUUUUAUGGUGCCAAAUAAAAACAGCUGGCUAUCAAAAUGUUCAUAUUAAGGACUUUUCUACUUCGUGGAGUAACGGUCUCGCAUUAAACGCCUUAAUACAUAAGCAUCGUCCUGACCUGAUUGACUUCAAUAGACUUUCUCCAAGUGACCCUUUAGCUAAUCUUGAAUUAGCGUGCCAUACUGCUGAAACUAUGCUUAAUAUACCAAGACUUUUUGAUCCGGAAGAUAUAUGUGUUGAAUAUCCAGAUGAAAGAUCUAUUAUUACAUAUGUUUCCCAGUACUACCACUAUUUUUCAAAGUUGAAAUCAAGUGCUGUUCGAGCUCGUCGUAUCAAGCAUAUUCUUUCACAGAUACAAGAUUUCAUGGAUAAUGCAAAAAGAUACGAAAAUCUAGCUAGUAAUCUUCUAGCAUGGAUUCGCCGUACUAUUGAUCACUUGAAUAAUCGCGAUUUCGCGCAAUCUCUGGAAGGUGUUCAAAGGCAGUUCACAAGUUUUUCUAAAUAUAGAACAAUAGAAAAACCUCCUCGAUUUGCUGAAAAAGGAAACCUAGAAAUUGAACUUUUUACCCUACAGAAUCGUAUGCGAAUAGCUAAUAUGUAUGCUUUUGUGCCUAUUGGAGCGCUGAGUGUAGCCAAGCUCAAUGAAGCUUGGGAGAUGCUGGAAAAGUCUGAACAUCAUCGUGAGCUUGCUUUAAGGGAAGAACUGUUAAGGCAAGAAAGAUUAAAUCAACUCGCUUUGCGUUUUCACAAAAAGGCAACAAUGAGAAUAUCUUGGAUCUUAGAAAACAAAAAGCUCAUGGUUCAAGGAAAUUUUGGAAGCGAGAUUAUAUCUUUGCAAGCAGCCCUUAAAAAACACGAGGCACUUGAAGCAGAUGUUUACACAUACUUUGAUCGCAUACAGGCCGUCCAUUUGAUAGCAGCUGAGCUAGAAAAAGGUUCAUAUAGUGAGAUAAGUAGUGUUUUAUCCAGAAGAAAUGAAGUAGAGUCCCUGUGGCAACAAUUACUGAGCAUUAUGAAGGAACGUCGCGAACGAUUGGAACUUAAAAUUAAAUAUCAAAAAGAGUUUUCGGAAGCAAAUCAUCUUCUAAAAACAAUAGAGUAUUUAACUAAUAGAAUACAUUCUGAAGAAGGCAUUGAAAGUGAUCAAUUUGCAUCAAUGACAGAUCUGCUUCAACGUCAGGAAAUUAUCGAAGCAGACAUUCGAGCUCUACAUCAUAGUAUUCUUCUCCUUGCAGAACAAUCAAAUGCUACAAUAUUGAGGGCAAAAACGUUCGAUACACGCACUAUUUCCGCAGAUGUUGUUAGAGAAAAUGAAAAUUUACUUCAGGAUAACUAUACAAAGUUGGUAGGCUUGGCUGAAGCACGGCGAACGAGGCUUGAACGCAUGAGUCUCCGUUAUCAGAUCCUCAAUGAAGUUGCAUCAGAAAGAAAUUGGCUUGAAGAAAAAAUAAACGUUCUACAGCACCUUGGGCUGCCUCAUGACCUGAAUUCAGCCGAGCGAUUUGUUCGGCAACACCAUACAUUGCAA